CACUUGGCAACGUUGCCCGCUUCCGUCUACCACCGCGCAGUCCGCUCUGCAUUGUCGCCUGAACUCCGAGCUUGAUACACGUGUGACUGGUGGAUCGCGUCGCCGAGAGGCUCAUUUGGCUGUUAUUUGUUUAUUCUUUAAGUUUAACCUCCAGAAAUCCCGUUUAACAACAAAUAACACUGCACCUUCCCAUCACCCUGAUAUCCCCUAGCCAUAAAUAUAUGGACAUCAUGGAUCACAAGCAUCAUUUAAAUGAUGACCCAAAUGUUACAUUAACUAUCAGACUGAUUAUGCAAGGAAAGGAAGUAGGAAGUAUCAUUGGAAAAAAAGGAGAAAUUGUUAAACGAUUCAGAGAAGAAUCUGGGGCCAAAAUAAAUAUAUCAGAUGGUUCCUGUCCAGAAAGGAUUGUCACAGUAACAGGAUCGACCAACUCUAUAUUCAAAGCUUUCACUUUGAUUUGUAAAAAGUUCGAGGAGUGGUGUUCGCAGUUCCAGGACAACUCAAAUAGUAGCAGCGGUGUGCCAAAACCUCCAAUUACUUUACGAUUGAUCGUUCCUGCUAGUCAAUGCGGCUCACUAAUCGGGAAGGGAGGAUCCAAGAUCAAGGAGAUCAGAGAAGUUACUGGUGCCUCUAUACAAGUAGCCAGUGAAAUGUUACCCAAUUCUACGGAAAGGGCAGUUACCAUAUCGGGAACUGCAAACGCUAUUACUGAAUGUAUUCAUCACAUUUGUACGGUUAUGUUAGAGUCCCCCCCUAAAGGAGCCACCAUCCCUUACCGCCCCAAACCUCAAGUCGGCGGUCCCGUGAUCCUAGCCGGCGGCCAGGCGUACACCAUUCAGGGCAAUUACGCUGUACCCGCACACGCUGACGUGGCAACAUUAACAAAAAAUCCACUUGCUGGAUUAGCCGCUCUUGGAUUAGGUGGUUUGGCGCCAGCGAAUACUGGAGGACUGAACCCCGCAGCUCUUGCUGCGUUGGCAGGCUCCCAACUCCGCACCACACGCAACCAGCAGAACUCGAACCAACAAACCACAGAAAUGACCGUACCCAAUGAAUUGAUCGGAUGCAUAAUUGGUAAAGGUGGCACCAAAAUCGCCGAAAUUCGUCAAAUUUCGGGAGCGAUGAUUCGCAUAUCCAAUUGCGAUGAUCGUGAGACUGGAAGUUCGGACAGAACAAUCACGAUUUCUGGAGCUUCGGAGGCCGUCGCUUUGGCGCAAUAUCUUAUUAAUAUGAGGAUUACUAUGGAAACAGCAACUUUACCAGGUCUGGCAGGAUAUCACUACAUUACUCCGCACCACAUCGUUAAAGCGCCAAUCCACUAAUCCCGUUCUUUCGAAUUACAAAUGCAUCAGAUUGUUUCAUCAUCCGAUAGCUUAAAGCAAAAAAGGAUAAAUAAAUUUUACAAUAGAAAAGAAAACAUUCUCAAAAAAAAAAUUGAAAUGUUAUACCUAGUGUUUUUGUCAGAUUUCUCUAAUGCAAUUUUUUAGAAUAAGAUUUUGUAUCGACAACGGUCAUCUGACAAAACACGUGGAAUGUUUUAUUUUAUGUUUUAUAACUAAGUUUUUUCGAAACUUUUUUUUGCACAUAACAAUAGUUUCAGGCGUUAUAUAACUUAACAGUAACAUUCUGCUGUUUUGAUAAUGCAUUGUUACUUAUGUUAUUUUUACCGGUCUUUAGUUGUGGCUCAUAUCCAAAAAUGCAUAUAUUAAUACAUGCAUUUUUGGUUUUUUACUUCUGAGUUACAAUUAAAUAGCUUGUUGUAUUAAACAACAUAAUAAGAUAUAAUGGUCGAAUCUGAGAGUGAGGUUUGAAUGUUGAAGUGGUCACUGAAUCUAGUUAACGUAAGUUUUCUCCUAAAGCCAAUUAUAGCUCAAUCACAUAGUCAAUCAAAGUAGUUAAUUAUGUUUAAAUUAUAGUUAAUAUAUUCAUGAAGUUAUCGAUAACAAGAACUACUUAUCGGAUAUAACAUAUUUAAUAAUUUUCAAUAUUUAUAAACAAUCAAGUCAAACUUCAUAUCCUUUUAUUAUAUAACAUAUCAAAAAAAAAGAAUUGAUUAUCUUAAGAUUGUGUAGAUAUCAAAUGGAAUUAUUGUACAUGUGGGCAUUGUUCUGAAAGGAUAAGCGCUAAAGUUAUUUUUAUAAUAUGAAAUAUCCCAAUAUCAAUUGCUCAAGUCAAGACUGUUUUAACUAUUACAGAGAAAAUGAACGUAAUCUAGAUUUAGUAUGUUACCGAAAAAAUAUAUUUCUUAGACAAUAUUUUGCCGCAAGUAAAAAAUUGGUACUGGGAACAAAGCCAAAGAAUUUACGUUUCAAUUUUUAUAUAUACAUGGUAUUUAUGUAGGUGUAGUUUUUGUAGUGUGUUGAUAUUUAUUAAAAUAAUUAUAUUAUAUUAUUAGGCGUGAGAAACUUAAGCUGGAGUGUUAAGACUUUAUUUGUUGAAACAAAGCUUUAAAUAAUGUUUCUGUUGAAAAACUUAAAGAGCUAUAUGGAGUGAUUUGGGCAAUUUGUGAUUAAAAACACCUUUAUAAGGUGAAAAUUCUAUGCGAGAUGAAAGUUUUGCAUUUAAAAAUUCGGGCUGUGUAAUAUAAGUAUUUUGUUACUAACUUGUAGCGUGACUCCUAUGUAAAAAUGUGCCAAAUUAUCUCUUCCUUAAGUUAUUAACCAACUCUAAAAAUGCUCACGUCACUUCAUUUUUUUUUUAGAUUUGCCUCUUAUUGUUAAUACGUAGUAGAUUAUAUAGGUUUAUUUAGAUAAUUAGCUUCUGUAUGAGAAACUUUUAACAACCAAAAAAAAUGUGUCUUUUUUUUAAUAUACUUCACAAUAUUUAUAAAUUUAGAUAACUUUGAACCAGUUGUGUAGAUGCAUUCGAAUAAAAACGCCUGGUUUAGGUAAUACGGAUAAUAAAAGGGAUAUAUCAAAUUUGGUUUCAUGUGUUAGACCCAUAUUGGUGAGUUUUAAACAUGUGGUUUAAACUUAAAGUGGAAUGUACUAUUUUCGGUUGCCUUCUUUAUUUCAUAAUAUGGACUUCCUUAGGAAGAGUACAACAAUAGCGCCAAAGCAUAAUUAAAAAGAUUAAUAUCUUGAGUAUUACCUAAACCACGUUUUAGUUCGACUACAUCGUCACUGAUUCAAAAUAAAUAUAUAAAUAUUUUUUUUUAAUUUUCAAUAUUUUACGUUUUUACAUUAUUUAAAUGGAGAGUCAGUCAUUAGUAACUUUUAGUCAAUAACUCUUACUCGAGAAUUAUUGUCUUUAAAGAAGUUUCUAAUAAAAGUUCUGCGCGAUUUAUCUGUUGUAAAUUUUAAUUAAAACAGACUCUGCUACAGAUAUCUCUUAUUAAAACUGUGGUAAAAAGAUAUUUUAGCAAGAUAUAUGUAUAGGUGUUUAUAUAUAUUAUUGCUUACUAAUAUUAUACUUUACCUUGUUGGUUUUUAUACCGAGUCCAAAUUUAAUAAUAAUUUUUGUAUCGUAUGGGUAGUUGGUUACACCAAUAUUCUAUUUUGCUGUUUAUUUGUAGAAGUUGCCUCUGAAAGGCUGCUCCGGAAACUAUUGAUCGCAAUUUUUUAGAAAACAUCGAUCUAUCGAAAUCCCUAAACGGUAUAUCAAGCUUAAAAAAUCAGUGUUUUUUGUUUUAUUUUGCCAAUUUAAUUUUCGUAUAUUUUUCAUGAACAUAUUUGCAUGCAUAUUAUAUUUCUCCGAAUUUAUGGAUUUUAAUUGAAAUGCUUUAAUUUGUCCUUAUUAUUUAUUAAAACCUAAAUGAAAUGUUAAUUUAACACAAAUAGCUAGUGUGAGAAACUGUUGCCCUUAAAAAGCGGCGUCUUGACUUUAAAUGUCUUAAUUGGUGAAAAAUACUUUUUUGCCAAUAUUUAAAGAUUUGCAUAGUCUUUUACAUAAGUGGUCUAGUCCGUGUUCCCCGGUUUUUUCUUAUUAACAGUGCUAUCAUCUCGUUCGACUCUUAAUUUGAAUCGAAUCAUCCAAUGAUCUGACGUAGUUAUGGACUCGCGUCUAUAGACUAUAAUCUACUUUGGCUCCCUCGAUCCUACAAGGUCAAGUAUGUCAAGCGGCAGUAAUAUUUUGUAGGUUAUGUAAUUAUUUUUGAGUUGCUUCUAUUCGAGUUGUUUCUUGUAUUGUGGCUACUAAAUUCUCAUAAAAUGGAGCAUACAUGCACGAUAUGCACGUCAAUAUUUUCCAAUUUUUCUAAUUUAAGAAAGCACUUGAAAAAGUUUCAGUGAUCAGCAAUAAAAAUCUAUGAAAAACAUAUGCUUCAAGUCCAUAGUAUACCUGGGUGAAAUUUGAUGACAUGCCGUUUUAAAUUAGCAUAUUUGGAAAACCUUUUCAUGCAUUUAUUACACAUUGCAACACAUUUGAAAGUUUUGUUAGUACCGAUAAGUAAAUAAAUCUAGUAUAAAUACAAUAAUAGACAAAAAACUAUGUGGGUUAGAUUGGAGCAGUUUCGGGCAUGGACUGGGUUCAUAUCUGUACAUUCCAAUUUUGCCUGCUUUUAGAGAACAUAAAAGUUGUAUUGCAGUAGUCGGCAGCAGUGUUUAUUUGCCAGGGAUUGCUUUAAUACAGAUUACAUAUUAUAUUAAAUAUCGCUAAGAAGAACGAAAAUUUGAAAUGUCGAGGUGCCCCAUGUCCAAACCUGCCCUACUCUAUCCUAGCUAUACAAUAAAAGUACCUAUAUUUAAUACUAAACUUAAAUCAACUUACAUGGAUGAAACUUUUUCAAGUGCUUUCUUAAAUUAGACAAAUUGGAAAAUAUUGACGUGCAUAUCGUACAUGUAUGCUCCAUUUUAUGAGAAUUCAGUAGCCACAAUACAAGAAACAACCCAAAAAUAAUAAUUACAUAACCUACAAAAUAUUACUGCCGCUUGACAUACUUGACCUUGUAGGAUCGAGGGAGCCAAAGUAGAUUAUAGUCUAUAGACGCGAGUGUAGUUAUGUCAUUCGAUACUUCCAGUUUGUUCGAUACCUUCCAGUUACGUUGGCUGAGUGUCUCCAUUGUAAAGGCCCAUACAGACUUGCACACGCAUGGGUGAAGCUUCGCAUAUUCGCCAUUCACGCUCAGAGCAUUGGUUGAAAAGACAAAUCUUCGCAUAUGCUUGCGUGCUCAAGUCGCUCCAUCUAUUUGUGAAAAAAUGUCCGAAGUUUUGCUUAUGGUUCGUGCUGCGUUUGUGCUUAUUAUAAGUCUAUUAAAAAAGAAAAAAUAAAAGAAAGAUGGCGAUGGUGAAAGACGUAUUUAUGUAAAAAAGAAGAACUCUACAAAUGAGGUCCGAUUUACUUACUAUCAGAUUAGGCUUUAGUACCUGAUACCGGACAAUUUCAAAACUUUACACGUAUGUCAGUAGAAGACUUUGAACACCUUUAAGUAAUAUUUUUUUUUGUUAAUAGGAAAUUUAAAAAAAGUUUUUCUAUAUUAAUCAGCUGUGUAUAUCUGAUAACAUAUUAUAACAUUUUAAUUUUUUUUCAACUGACCACUAUUAUGGCGGGAACUGAAAAAAGUAAUAUAAAAGGUCAAAAAAUAAGGUUGAUUGAAACGAGUACGCCAUCACUUCUAAAGUGAUUUUCCCAGUUUUUUAAUUUUCACCAAAUUUGUUUAUUUUUGUUUAAAAUUAUCUAUUAGGUUCCUACCAAAUGAUUUAUAGUGACAAAGCCGGAAUAAGAAUACUUAUAAACACAGUAUGUCAAUAAAAUCAUAAUUUCUGAUAUCUUCAUGUAUUGUUUUGAAAAUCAAUCAAUGGGCAUAAAAUGAAAUUCGUAACACGUUUUUCUUAAUAACUUCUUUCGAUAUUCACCUAGCCUUAGUUUUUACAUUAUACAUAUAUUUUUUCAAAUUUCAACAACAUGUUUUAUAGAUUCUCGGAUAUUCACCACGGAUUCCCGUCAAUCCGUUUUCUAAUUUUGCCUUUCAAUUUGUUAAUAAUAGUGUAUUUAUUUAGCUUGAGCUACAAAAGGUAAUACAUAAUAUAUAGAUAGGGGAAGUGUGCCUGUGAUGGACCCCUUAAGAAAUUAUUGUUACCAUUUCUUUAGUUUUGUUGUUUCCAUUUUUUUUUUUAUACAAAAAUCAAUCUAUCACUGGAUGUCAAAUAUAGGAAAGAGUGAAUUUUGUAUUAAUAUAUAUAUUUUUUUAAUAAUGAACGCCUUUAAAAAAAAAUAUGAGGGAUCCAUCAAUGGCACAUUGUGUGCCCAUGUUGGCCCCUGUUGUAAAUAAAUAUUAUUUUAUCUUAUUAACUUCUUUUUUAAGCUUUAAUAAAAAAAAUAAUUUGUGGGGUACAAAAAUAUACAUAUAAACUCAAAAAAUUAAGUACAUGAUUCACAAAUAAAUGAGUUGCAACGGUAACUAACACCCGUACACUCAAUGUGGCACCACGAUUUACAUACUCGACAGCGAAUCCACUUUUCUUUGCUACGUGAGUGAGAGAAUAACUCGUUGCAGUAAAUGCAACUGGCAUCAUAUGUAUCUUCUUUUUUUUUUAAGGAAUUCCUCCAAGAUAGACUCAUCUUUGUCAGAACUGUCAUUUUCAAUGACAAGUUGCCGUUUUACUGUUGUUGUUUUCUUAGUUUCGUUUCCUUUUCAAUAACUUUUUCUUUGAGUUCUUGAAUUUCUGGAGCGGAAUUGAAAUAAGCAGUUUUUGCACGAGUUUUGCAUUUUCUUUUUUCAACGCCCCCAGGUACCGCUUGAGGUGGACGUAAAAUUUCUUUCAGUGACACAUUUAAAACUGAAGAUGAUGAGGUGUUAAGACCAGAAGUACUUGAUUGAUUUUUAAUGUCUAACUCGAUGGUACUGAGUUGAGCCUCCAAUGGAAUCUGCCUAUCCGUUGCUAAAGCUGGUGCAAACUCCCAAUCUUCAAAAAUAUCGGGAUUAAAAGGAUGAAUUCCCGUCUUUUUAAAUGAAUUUAUUGCGUUAGAUGAAAUAGCACUCUUCAAAAAGGUUCGAUUAAGAAGGCUUGCUAUUUUAUAUUUUGUGACUGCCUUUCCUGGGUUUUGACGCAGCCAUAAUUGGAUUUCCUGGUCAAAAUAGGUGUGAAGAGGACGAAAGAAUCCGACAUCUAAUGGUUGAACGUGAUGGGAACAGUGCGCCGGAAAACAAAAUACUACAACCCCGUUUUCUUUAGAAAACUGUUUAUAGACAUGGCUUCUGGUGGCCAUCUAAAAGUAAAAGAACCUUGUUCUCAUUAGAUGCUUUUGAAUACCUUACAAAGUGCAUUAGCCAUUUACAAAAAAUUUCAGUGUUCAUCCUUUUUCCUGCACAAAAGCUAUGCUACCAGCGGGAGCACCAUUCAUAAGCUCAUCAUUCAUUCUUUGAUGAGGAUAAAUAAGAGCAGGUGGAAUAUAAGUACCUAUGGCAUUCAGUGCGCACACUACAGUGACGUGUUGCCCCCGCUCUGCACUGCUGAGUGCCCCAACUUGCUUGCGUCCUUGUGCAGCGUAAACUUUCUGAUAUUUCUUUUGGACUGUGGUCAAAUCUGACUCAUCCAUUUUAUAUAUGUUUUCCGGAAGAAAGUUAAACUGCUCUAGAGUAUUAGAUAGUGCUUGAAAAUAGGCUUGAAUAUUUGGCUUGUUAAAAGCCUGGGCUCUGGCCAAUGGGCUUCUGGGCAUCGCAAAGGUAUUUGUGGGUUACGUCUUAAAAAUCCCCUAACCCACUUCCAACCGGCAAUUUUUUUUCCGAUUAAAAUCAUGUUUUAUAUUAUUCCUCUCGGUUACUUCAAAUAUCAUCCGUCGCAAAUCUUUAGAAGUUAGUCCAAAAAAUCGUUUUUCCAUUUCAAUAAUAUGUUCGGCAAUCUCCUCUUCGAUGGCUUUAGACAACGUUGCUUUUCGUCCCCCCAAAUAUCUUUUAGAACAGUCCCGCUUAGCCAAACGUCUUCUUAAAGUUGUCUUCGGUACAUUGAAGGUUUUGGCUGCUAACUUAAAGCCCAUAUUGCUAUUUCUUACAUUCUCAAUAGCCUGUCGCAUGUCAUAUUCAUCCCACUGUUGCCUUUUUUUGGAUGCCAUAUUUAAACCUAAAAAGAAAAAAAUAUAUCUAUAGAAUAAUUAAAUAUGUACAUUGUUGCCAAUGACGGACCCCUGGUCCUUCAUAAGACAAUUUCAAGGGGUCCAUCAUAGGCUGUUUAGCACAAAUCACAUAAUUAAAACACGUAGUUAAAACGAAACAGUUUUCCUAAACAGCAGUGAGAAAAACAGAUUCUAGCAAAUAAUAAAACAAAAGUUAUCUAACAUUAGGUUAACCUACUUUGUUAUAUCAGUACUUACCAAUUUUAACUUUUCUAUUUAUUUUCAUAAAAUCACUUUAUAUUUGCACGAGUACAUAUAAACAACUAAAGAAAAGCUUUAAUCAACCUAACCAAUGCGACGAAAAUGUAUUUUGCGCGGUAAAUUUAAAUAUUUAACUAGUGAUCCAUCAUGGGCAGGGAUCUAUCGUAGGCAUAUUUCCCCUAUUUGAUUUGCGAUUAUAUUUUGGCAUCUGAAACAAUACAAAAAAACAUUGUAUUUCAACAAGAAUAAAUUUAAAAAGCCGACGGACACCUAAGAGAUAUGAACAUUUUCGAAAACAAACUGGCAUGUAAUUUACCUUAGUUAAAUAGCUCCACCAAUAAAUAAAAUAACAUUUAUUAGUUUACACCAGAUUCGGAAACAAAAACAGCUCUAGAAGCAGUCCAAUCUCUUGUUCACACACACAAAAAUUAGAGUGAACAACCCAAAUAACCGCCAAGUGAAAUUACAUACGCGUUGGUGAAGAUAAAUGUUCCGUCGGCGGCGUUACUUAAACUAAUGACUAAGAGGUGUCACGACGUGUAUGGAUUCGACUAAUAAACCGAUUGUUUUUAUUGAUAUGACGCUGCGCACUAUUAGCCGCCGUGCACCUCAUUACCCGACUCUCCCCUAAACUUACAACAAUUAAUUUGUCUUAAUAACUCUUGUUAAAACAGUAUAAUAGGAUCACCGCUGUCACAUCCUUGGGGCCGACUGGAUAUAACAUGCAUGAAAUCUAUUUGAUGUCGAUAUAUCGAUGAAUCGAUAGACUUAUCAAUGUUUAAUGACCGUUUCUAUGCGCGGCUCCUUUGAUGAUAGAUGAAACAGUAACAAUGAAAAUGAAACAUUGGUGGAGGCAACUAUACGAUGCACAAACAAAUAGCAAUAUGCUAUCCCUGAAUCUAGAACGUUUAGAUUGUUAAAUUAAUUAUUUUUUACAUUUUAUUUCGGUAUGAAAACUUACAUGCUUUUUGUAAUUUUACGAUUUUUUAAAUUUUUAUUCCAUUUGACUUCAGAUUGAACUUUCAUCUAGUCAUUCUUAGCUCACAAGUUUAGCCUGAACCUUAAAGUAAUUAAUAAAAAGACAAUUAGUGGACCAAGAAAACUGCUUUAGGAAAUCGCCUUGUUGGUUUUUUGGUGGCGUAAAUUUUGACAUAAAAAAAAAACUGUGUAUAGUAAAGUUGAUGCCGCCUUGUAAGCUAAACAUGCUAAGAGGGGCCUGUUAAAUCAUCUGUUAAGUAACUCGAGUAACCAAAUAGAAUUUAAAGGAUUUAUAAAAUAAAGAUAUAGAACAGAAUCUAUUGACUUCGAUUUUAUAUUAUAUUUUCUAAGACUGUUGACCGAGUGUAUUAGGCUAGAUAAUUAAACAGACCUUUCUUGCUCUUUUAACUUGGACUAUAAUUAGGGACAAUCCUUUAGAAAUUAUACCUUGUUAUAUAUAACCUAGAUUUAAAUAUGCACCAAUAUUUAUAGUCAUUUAACACGUCUAAGUAGAAAAAAUAUUUCGAAUAAAGGGAAUAUGCCUAGGAGUAACUAAACUAUCCAAUAAUAAGUCGCCAAUGAAAUUUUUUACCCUAAUUUUCACACAUACGUAACAACUAGUAACAGCUAGCAACAGCUGGGUGUUUUUUUCAACAUUAUUAUAGAUAGUUUAAAAUUUUAAGAUCAAUGUAAGUUGACUCAUUUGCUUUAUGAUUUGCAAGGUUCUCCUUUAGAGCAAAUUUAAAAAAUGGAACAUUUAAUGUUUUAUUACUGAAUGCUGAAAUAUCGGCCUAUUUUAAAUAUUUGGUAAUGGCUGGCUUUCAGAACUGUUCGUAGUGGCUGUCAAUAUGAGACAAGAAAAUAAGAUUUUAGGAAUUAAAAGUUUUACAGUUAGAUUAUUUUAAGCUGAUAUUAGCCUAUGGGGAUGCUGUUUUCCUAUUUGUAUCUUUUAGUCUACUUAAUGUAAAAUGGAAAAAAAUUGAGUAAAUAUUUGUUUUAAUGAUUAAUAUUUUAUGAUACCCGUUUAGAUAUACAGAGAAAAUUUCAUGAGGAAUAGUGUGCAAAAAUGUGUUAAAGAGACAAAACAUUAUUAGAUGCAAAAUCAAACGUUCCUCUGUAUAUUUAAAUUAUCGUGGGUUUUUUUAAAUAAAUUUAUUAAGGUUGGUUCAUUUUCAAUUAUAAGCACUGUAUAAUGCGUUGUUUAUAAACCAGUCUCGGUAUGUAAUACGAGAUAAUUAAAAUAUCGAACUCGUUCGCUUCUGUUCCCUAUUUAACCCGGCGUAGUGCCAAUUUCUUAAAAUUAAUAUUGAUAAAAUUAACCAAUAGUUUAGAACGAGGUAUUAUGGAAAAUCGGCUUUCGUUAUUUAUUGUCCAUUCUCAAUCAAGUGGCUAGACAUUAACAAAUCACCUAAGAGUGCGUGUACAGUGGUAUAUGUCUGGUCUGUUGGAUGUGAAUGGAGUGUAGAUAGAAAGGAGAAUCGAACGUUGUAAAAGCAAAGAAAAGUCAGCUUAAAGUGAUCUUAAAAUUUACUCCAAAAUAAAAUUUUUGACAGAAACAUUUACAUGAAGAGGGCAAAUGCUGGCUAAAAUGUCAUGUAAUUUAAUUAAUCAAUACCUACUCAAAAUUUACAUAGUGUAAUUAACACGUUGAAGGGUGCGGCGCCAGUUUUAUAAUAACGUUAUAUCUGAUCUAAAAAAAUAUAAAAAGCAAUCGUUCUUUUGGAACUUUUUUUUUUGAGACGCAGAUAGACGUCAGAGGCUGUACAGCGUCAAAUAAUUUUUUGCAGUAAACUUAGUUAUUACGGGAGUACCAGGAUUUUUUUCAGGCCAGUGAUCUAAAUUUUUUCUUUUUAUGUCUAGAUUAGGCUGGCUGGAUAGAUUGUCAGUUCGUCUGCUAUGGUUCUUAUGUCACUAGAUCUUUAGCUUCCAUAUUUUGGCCAAUUUUUAGUACCGAUUUGAUAAGUCGAUACAAUAUUUGCGAUAGAUGUAAAAUGCGUUCCAUACGCAUAUAUCCAAAAGAUGAAAAAUUACUUUUUUUAUACCAACAAACUAAUUUUCGUAGCGAUGAGUUCUAACUUCCUCUGGUUUGAUUUUUUCUUUGCCAAAUUUAUUUUUCAUGGUUAUAAGACGUGGAUGGUUACGUGUUGUUUUAACAAGUACGUCCCUCUUGUCUUUACCUUUUGAAACAAAAACUCGUUGAUUGGAUUUAAGAGUCUCAUUUGCGUGAGUCUUAAUGCUUAGUAGUGUAUCCGAUCGUUCAAAGCUAUAGCAUUUGUCCACGAACAAUUCAUGUCCCUUUAAGAGGUAAGGUCUCAUUAACUUCAGUACUAGAGCCGCAACUUUGCUAUUACUUGAAUCAUUAUUUCUUUAUUCAAAAAAUAGCAAUCUGAGGUUGUUAGUUCAAGAAACUGUAUCCUGUACCGAGAUUUUUUGCCCUCUAAAACCAAGGCGACCACGAAAAUGCAAUAGACUUUCGCGAGUGAAAAUUCUUUCCCAGAUAGCACAAAUCUAUCCAAUGAUUAUCCAUUAGAUAUCACCUUUUGAAUAAAGGGACUGUCCGAUGGAUAUCCAUGUAGCGACAGCAAGUAUUCAGUGCAUACUACGAAUGAAACACUCAUGUAAAUCCUUUUGUACACCAUUUGUGGAUACCCGCUGGAUUCCAAUAUCGGAUAUUUAGCGUUACGGUUUUAGCUCGGGAGCAAUAAAUGGUGCGUAGAUCUCAUAUUUUAAAUUAAAUAUCUAAAGUACGCAUAUUUUUUAAAAGCAGCAAAAACCUGUCCAGUGGUGGACGUUCUCUGGAUACCAAGCGAUAAUCCCUUAAAUCCCGAAGUUUAAUUCGAAGAUCGAGAAACUCAACUUCUCGGCCUGUUACUGUUGAAGAGAUGAUGCUAUUUUUAGGUCUAUGCUUGCUGCAAGGGCAAAUACCUACUCCUAAUAUGCGCCGUUCCUUUUCGCACUGAGAUAUGCUUUAUUUACUUACUAUAUGCUCAUCUUAUAUUUGGCUAUAUUAGGUCGGAAAGGCGAUUCGAACAGUUGCUUAGGGUCAUAUACUACUCUUCUCCUCAAACAAAGAGUAAAGCAAAAAUACAAUUAGUGCAACAGAGUGUCCGGUAACCUAUACGGAUAUCCAGUGGGUAUACCAAUUUCGGCAUGACUAAAGAUAUUUAUUAAAAAAUAAUGUUGUAUAUUCCAGGGGACCUUCAUAUAUGGAUACGUCAUUACAUUUUGAUAAUUAUUUAUCAAACCAAACGGCAAAAGCAAAAAUGACAUACUUUAACGACUCCUAUAAUCUCAUACAUAUAUUUGCUUACAAUUAAGUAGGGUGCUUUAAUGAAAAACUAAGUUGGUAGUGGUCAAGAGAUGAAAGCAAUAUAUGAAAUAAUCGUAUAUUCAAAAUUCGGCUUGAUCUUCUUGUUUGGGUUUAGAACUAGCAACUAAGGCCCCACCAUAGUCAUUUGUACAUUGAAUAAGAAAGUCUAGAAUAUUUGGCGUAAAAAACAGUUCAAACACUUCCAGAGAAUUUGAGGUAGGGGAACACGGGGUACAAUGAAACACAAAUUUAAUUUUAAUUGUUUCUCUUUUUCGAUAUAAGUCUAUUAGGUUUAAAUGUGUUUUAAAAAAUGUCCUUCGGUACUAGGAGUACAUGUAUAGAAGUAUCAAGAGCCUUAUAACUACCUAUUUUGUCCAACAAACUAUUGAAAUUUAGGAAAAAAAUGUUUCAUUGUGCCCCACCACUGGGGCACAAUGGAACAAAUAUAGGGGCACAAUGCAACAUACCUAGAGUACUAUAUAACAAUGAAAUCGCUUUAGAAGUAUUCUCAAUAAAAGACCUAAAUAUUUUUAGAAUUUUAUUUCAGUAAAAAAAAUGGAAUAUAAGUACAGCCAAAUAGCGAAAUAAUUAAAACGUUGAAUAUAAUCAUUAGCCAAUAUUUAUAUUGGUAAAGUCGAUUCCGAAAGAAAUAUAUUGUUUUUGGCGUUGGGUUGAUCCUGCAAAAACUGGGUUCCCUAAAACCAUCUUAAUGCUAUUUUCAGCGACUAGUGAUACGUCUGGAACUGAUGGCUCUACAAAUUUGUUAUAUCCUUUUUUUCUAAAAAAAUUUAUCUCGUAAUCUCCAUUUGUAUCUUUUCCUUUUGUAACAAUUCCAACGUAGAACUUAUUAUUGUGUCGGUUUAAUUUAAAUUCCACCAGUACAUAAUCAUUUGGCAGAGGUGACCUAUCCAGAUUUACGAAAUGAUCUUCAGUCACGAUGAAAAGGCCUUCAUCGUCGUCUAAGUCGUCAUCAGUCUCAGUGUAGACUACAUCUUCUUCUUCAGAUGAUGAGUGCUCCUCUUCGAUUUUUUUAAAUUUCUUUCUAGCAUCUUUGUCAAAAUCCGUUAUUUUUCUUUUGGCAGUUUCUUUCUUUGAUGCUGAUACCGCAAUUUUAUUGCCAAGUGCGGUCAUUUCCGGGGUACUGGUUGCAAUCAUACUUUUUCCUUUUGCUCGAGCCUUUCUGUUGUUUUUUCUAUUGCCUGCCUUGGGAAAUCCCCUAAAAUCUUCAGGUCCACAUAAAGUAUCUCCGUUAUUACUGUUGCAAGUAGAAGUACUGGGGUUUUCAAAGUCGUUAUUGAAGCUUGAGGUAUUAUUGGCAGAUACUUCGAUUUCCAUUGCUGAGUUGUUUGUUUUUUUAGCAGGAGUAUUACUUGGCGAAGAAUAAUGCUCUUUUUCUUGACUAGAAGUAGUUGGUAAUUCGACCAUUGGUCGGUCGGUAACAUAAUUACAUAAAUAAUCGGCAUCGGUAAAAACAUGUCUAUCGUAUGGGUAAAUUCCUGUUUUCUUAAAGGCCGCGGUGAUGUUUGAUGCAGUCAUUCCUCUCUCGUGAGCAAUUUUUACAAAGCCAGCAACAUUGUAGAUAGUUGCUGUUUGGCCAGGAUGCUGCAUCAUCCAAGUAUCUAUUGCAGCAUUGUAAUACGUUUUAAAUGGCUUAAACACACCCACGUCUAACGGUUGCAAUUUAUUGGUGGAAUGUGGGGGAAAAGUUAACAUAGUCACUCUAUUUUGUUUGCACAAAUUAAGUGCCUCUAACGACAAAUGACUCUCGUGAUUGUCGCAUAAAAUUAGAGUGGGCGAUUGCAUGCUACUUUUUGUAUGGUGUAUGAAAUGUUUCAUAACUUCAACAAAUAAUACUGAAGUCAUCCAGCCGGACGGAUUUGCCAAACCAAGAGUACCAGUAGGGGCUUCCUGCACCAUGUGAGGCUUAAAGUGUACGCGAGGAAAUAUCAUAACGGGGGGAAUAAAGUUUCCACUUGCUGAGAUGAAACAACAGGUUGUGACGUUAGUACCCUUUUCAGCAGUAGUGCACUUACUAACUUGCUUGGAUCCUUUUUCGGCAAUUAUUUUUUGGGGUUUUUGAACUGUGCAUGUACCUGUUUCAUCCAGAUUAAAUACUCGUGUUCCACCUGCAAAGUGAGUAUUUGCGUAAACCUUAAGCAAAUUAUCAAAAAAUGCAUCCACAUUUGCUUUUGUGAAAGAUGUAGCCCGGGACAAGCUACAUCCCUCAGGCGUUCGUUGACUAAGCGAUGGAUUUCUUUUUAAAAACCCAUAAAACCAAUCUUGUCCUGCUGAUUUGUUAACGUCCCAUGAUUUUGGAUGUUUUAUUUUAUUUAUCACAGCCAUUUCAUAAGCCAGCUUCUUGCAUUCAGUUACUGGGAGACCAUAAAACAUUUUGGAACACAUUAGCAAAUAUUCCUUUAGUUUAUUUUCUUGUUCCACAUUAAACACUUGUCUAACAUUGUAGUUCGGAACAAACUUUAAAUUUGUAUCACUCUCAUUGUUUUUUUUCUUUUUCACAUACCUGGAUAAUGUUACGAAGUUAACGUUUUUUAGUUCUGCUGCCCGUCUGAUGGAGUGACCUUGACAAACUAGCUCGACUGCAGCUUUCAUGUCAUUCUCAAGAAACGAACCUUUAUUGGUUUUUCUUUGACGAUUUCGAACCAUACUGGAAUAAAAUAGAAAAAUAUUCGUAGAAAAAGAAAAAUAAUUACACGAUUUAAAUGUUAUGGGGCACCUUGAAACGUUUCAAAGAGCCCCGUCGAGUAAUGUUUCAUUGAACCCCAAACAUCCAUAUUGUUUAUUUUAUGCCAAAAUAAAAAAAUACAAAAGGAUUAGAAAAAGGAAAAUACAUAAAAGUAAAUAAAAAAUAUAAACGUUUCGAAUUAAGCUACCCAACUAAGUAAAAAAUUGCAAUUACUUACCUUAAAAUCAAAAUAUGCUCCUACGUAAAAAUUUAGUUUUAGCACCAAGAAAUACACUUCUCUCGACAGCGUCCGAACUACUACUGCGGUUUUAAGGAAAUAAAGAUGACGAGAGCUGGUAGCGAUCGAAGCGCCACUGACAGUAACAGAUUCUCUUUUAGCCGCGAAAAUUUAAAAUGAGAACAAUGUUUCAAGGUGCCCCGUGUUUCAACGUGCCCCGUGUUCCCCUAUGCGCAAUAUUUGCUUUGAUACCACUACGUACUUAUUUUUGGCACAGGUAGCGUAUAUUUUUAUUUUGUGGUUCAGAUCUAGCGUCUUGUAAAUUGAUUGAUACCUCUUUGUCUUCUAAUUGUUAUUCUUAUACUCUUUUUUAGCUUUUGAAACUACACUAAUUCAGCAAAUUACAAAUAACCGAUAGCAAGUACAAUAAAAAUAAACAACUACUUACCUUAUUAAUCUACGAAACCUGCGUAGAAAACAUAAAUUGUAAAGUACGUGUAGCACACCUUACAACAGAGCGUCACUACCUCAUAUACAUAUAAGGAUAGGUACAUGAAACCGAGCACUACUUUGUUUUUAACUAAAUCAUAUAAAUUAGUAAGUUCGAUGCUAUAUGUAUUUAAAAAAAAACGUUUGACGCUAUGUAGCAAACUGUUGCAAAGUAGGUUGAAAGAAUUGAUGCUGUACAGCGUGAUCGCCCUUCAACGUGUUUGGCCACUUAGGCACAUAGAGUAUUUUAUUACAACCAAAUAGCCAUUGUUAAUUUGGUAAACGUAUUAUGUGCCUAAAUUGUUAAAGUUUUAAAAUUUUAUUGGCAUUACAUUCGUCUGAAAACUAGGGUAAAAAUUUAUUGUAACAAGCAUAUAAACUCCUAGGCGUAAUCUUUAUUGAAUGAAUAGAUGCUUUAUGUAAACAUCAAGAUAACGAAUCUAUUCAGCAUAGUAUAGUUUUUGGUUGUCUUUCUUUUACUGUGCAAUCUAAAAAGGAAAAAAUAUAGAAGGUGCUUAUAAAUGAGUGAUCUCAAUUAUUAUAAUAUGGAGAAGGUCAGGUUAUAUUAUUAUUAGUUUGCAAUUUGCAAUUGAAAAAUGCAAAUGAAAUUCAAUUUUGAGGCAAUAUUCUAUUGAAUAGUAGUCAUUGUCCAAACUAACCGUCGUUAAUUGGAAAAAAAUAUCGAGCAACUGGGCUAAUUAUAAUUAUUACAAAUGUAUGAAAACAUUAAUUCCAACAAUUAAGAAAAGCAUUAGCUAGUUAGGUAUUCUGCUAAACCAUAUGUUAGUGAACAGUUCAACAAAUUCGUCGAGUUGAACACUAUUUAGGAAUUAAAACAUUGUUUUUUUUUUUAGACAUAUGACUGCUUUGCAGGCAUUUUUCUUUUCUUAGAUUUAAAGCAAUAAGCAGCUAUUUUUGAAAAAAAACCAAAUAGUAACAAAAUUUGCUCUGCUAUCUAAUAAUAAGUGAACCUCUCCUCAUACUACACCUUCUAUAUCAUUUAUUUUAUCUUGCAUAAAUUAUAGAUAGUAGUAAAUGUCUAACGAUUCUAAAAUGCCAAAAUUAUAUAUUACAGUAUAAAAAAAGAGUGGCAUUGCUAGUUAACCCACAAAAGAAAUGAUUUUAUUAAUUUAUUUUUAACCUGUAUCUGAAGUUGGGUAGGUAUAAUUUUCUAUGAGACUUUUUAUAUGUUUAUAGUCAUAAAUUACAAAAAAUCUCAUUUCUUGCUCACUAGUAUAAAAGAAACGAAAAGCAAUGUUACCUAAAAGAUUAGACAUCUACAGAAUAAGAUUUGAAUUUGAAAAUAAUGUUAAAUUAGUAUUAUUUUAGUUGAUAGAAAAGCUGUGAUUUUGAUUUUUCAGGCCCUGUACUUAAUGGAACUUAAGUAUAGGGUUUAAAUUUUUAAAUGUAGAAGUAGAUCGGAGACUUCAGGUUUUCCUAACGCUCUAUACUCGUGCUAUAAUUAGUUCUAUUGCGAGUUAUUUCUUAAGCUUUUAGCUUUAAUUAAAUGGGCGGCUCUCAGUAGAUGUCGUGUUGUGCAAGGCAGUAACCCAGUGUAGUGUAGCAGCACCAAAUUAAAAGACAUUUUCUUCUCAUGUUAUAUUAACAUAAUUUAUUUCUUCUAAAUGGUUACUACAAAUUAAUAUAAUUAGCAUAUUGGUAUUGCUAUAUAACAUUAAAUGGAUUUUACGGUACAAAUAAAUAUUAACAUAUUAAAUAACUUUACUCAUGAUAAACAUGGAAUUUACUAAUGAUAUUAAAAGAGUUGCCUCUUUUUGCGCUUUUAUAAUAAUUUAUCCAGUAGCCUAUAAUAUGUAAUCUAAAAAAAACAUAAUUUUUAUAUCCUGUAUAUUUUUCAAAAAACAUAAAUUUAAUGUCACUAUGCCAUUCUCUUUGGGCAUAUACAAGUAUAUGCAAAUUUGGUAUAUUUAAAGUAUAAGUAUUUUGAAAUUAAAGUAAAUAUGAUUAAUAUACACGACUGAAAAAAAUAUUUUUGAAUAUAGCUUAAUCACAUUUUAACAAAAUAUAUUUAUUAUAAAAAGUAGAUUUUCUGUCCCAUUUGCGGACGCAUUGAACACAAUCAUUAAAAAUAUAGGUUAGAGCCUUUUUGAAUACAGGGUUUAUAAACAAUUAUACUAGAGAAAAUUAUAUCAUGGCUAUAAGUGGUUGUCUUUGUAUUAUUGCUUUAAUUGAUUUAUAAAACGUAUUCUUAAUACGCUAAAGUAUCUUCAGAUUCAACGUGUUGCCUCGAAUUGUCGCAAUACAAAAAAAUUAAUUGCUUGCCUACCGUAGGCUUCAAGAGAUAUACUGAAGGACAGCUUUGAAGAGAAAAUUUGCAAGUUAAACUAGCUCUUGAAUUGAAUUGACACUUGAGAAAAACUUUUCAAGCAUCAUGCAACAUGGCGUUAAAAACAGCAUAACGUUACUACCAUAUCCUUGCAGGACGGGUAUUUUUAUUUUGUAAACUUAAGCUAAGAUUUUUAACCCUUAACUGGUGACCCUAUUUUUAAGUAUACAAAUGAGUCUGCCAGACUCUUAGUUAAAGCUGAUUUUUCUAAAAGUUACCAAAAAAGUUGAAAUAAAAAUUUCUAUAUAAAACACUCAAUUGACGGAAAAGACGUUUAGAAGUUAUUAUACUCUAAUGGUGCAAUUCUUACAAAUUUUCGAGAACACUGCAAGCAUAUGGGUUUUUGGCACUUGGUACAUAAAUAUGCAGUCUUCCUUCGUAAUUUGGAUGGGCAGAUAUAGCGAUACUUCCUUAUUUCAAGCUUUUCUUCUUGAUCAUUAGCCUUGUUGUGGGGAAUACCAAGGAUACUUCCGAUAAGUUCUUUCAGUGGCUUUUGCAUUGUUGGCAUUUCAAACCUUCUUUGUAAAUUCAAUUUCAGAUUCAGCUUUCACACAAUUAAAUAUGAUGCUGAUUGUUAAAUGAUAUACAUUGAUUUGUUUUUGAUAAUUUUAUUAUACAUAUAGGGGAGGCCGGGGUUAGUUGAAACAAUUUUCAAAAAUAAUUUUUUUGUAAAAAACUGAAAACGGAGAAAAAAUAAUCAAAAUGCAUAAAGAAUUGUAAAACCCUCUUUUAUUAAUUAUUAAAUAAUUAACACGCCUCUCGUUUAUUAAAAUAAUUUGUUUUUCUACAAAAUAACGAAAAAACUUAGAAUAACGAAUAACUUAGGCACGCUGUUACAACUUGCCCCAAGUCGGGGUCAGUUGAAACUGGACUGGGGUUAUUUGCAACAGUAGGUUUUAUUAACCUAUAUUAUUUUCUAUAGAUAUUAAAAACUAAAAAAAGAACUGAUAGGAAUCUAAUACUUAAAAACAUACAAAAGGACAAGACUAAAUACGUUCUGCAGUUAGUCUGCAAUCUACAUGUCAUCAUCGGAGUCGCAAUUCUGACAUACGAAAAAUGGCGUUAUGUUAGUACACUCCUCAUGGGCCCAAUAAUGGUACUGAGUGCACUGCACCCAUUUUUCUUUUGGGCCAGAAAUAUUAAAAGACCCCCCCCCCCUAAAUUAGGCAAAAUGUUUCCUCUUCCUCCUCCUCUGAGCUGCAGGGUGCCUUCGAUUUUCGAGAAGGGCGGAAUUCUGUUGUAGUCUCUGAUUUCGAUAUGUUUCUUUUUACCUUUUUUUUUAUUCUUUUUGAUUCUUUUGCUCAUGCAUAAGUUCAAGCUCUUGCUUAUUCGGUGUGUCGGUCCAAAUGGUGGAUUUGCCUCGCUUUCUGCCUUUUCUUGUACCAAUGCGUUCUGCAGCCUGUGAAGUGGGUCGUAAAUCUUCUGGAGUAAAUCGAUACUUGUGAAUACUAGUGGAUGGAACAGGUUGUUCUAUAAUUUGCGGUUGACAACUUCUAACUCAUCGUUGUUUGAAGUCUUUUCAAGGGUAACAAGAAGUGGGGGCAAGUGAGUCUGUGCUUCCCCAUUUUCUUCUACCUCAUGGGCAAUUACCAGUGGUCGGUCACUAACUGCAGAAGGCAGAAUCUCGUCCUCACUAAAGAUAUGCCGAUUAAAAGGGUAUAUUCCCGAUACUUUAAAUCCAGCUUGGAUGUUGCUCGGUAUUGACGCUAAUGGUAGUGCUUCUUUUGCAAUCGCAGGAAUGUUAUAUAUCGUCAUUGUUUUGCCUGAAUUUUUUCGCAUCCAGGCAUCCCUGGCAGCAUUGACAUAUUUUUUUAAGGGCCCGUAGACAGAGCGGUCUAGUGGCUGUAAUUUGUGGGAACAAUGCGGGGGCAAACUAACCACUAUUAUCCGAUUUUCUUUACAAAAAUUAAUACCGUUUAAGGAUAAAUGGGAUUCAUGAUUAUCCAAUAGCAGCAAGACAGGUUUUUCCUUUGUGGCUCUAGUGUGUUUUCCAAAAUGUUUUAAGAAAAUAACAAACUCAGUUUCUGUCACCCAGCCGGAAGGAUUGGCCGCUCCAAUACAUCCAGGAGGACCAUUAUUAACAAAAUACUCCCUGUAGUUUUUUCUAGGGAACAAAAACAUUCGAGGAAUUGAGUUUCCAUUUGCGUUAACUGCAAAGCAAAAUGUGUCCAGAGUCCCUCUUUCGGUCGACGUCAUAAAUCCUACUUGUUUCGUCCCACGUUUCGCAAUUACCCUGUCCGGCUUUUGUACGGUCGUCAUGCCCAUUUCAUCCACAUUAUAUAUACCUUGGGGCUCAAAUGUAUAGCGGUCCAAAACUUCCUGCAAAAGGUCAAAAAACUUUGCGCGACAUUGUGUUUAUUAAAGCUCGUUGCACGACUAAGGCUUGUUGCUUCAGGACACCUUAGAGAUAAUGUGGGAUGACGUUUGAGGAAAGCCGACAGCCAAUCUGUUGACGCCAUAUGAUUAUCUUUCCAAUAUGUUCUUACUUCUAUAUUAUUGUGAAUGGUAUAUUCAUAGGCCAAAGUAUAAUUUCGACUGUUCGAUCAAAUAAGAUGCCAACUCUUCCUUCAUGUCGUCAGGCAAAACCUGACGGGGUCGUUUGUAUCCAACUUAAAGCGGUAUAUCUAAAUUUAAAAAAAAUCAGCCGUGAAGACAAGACCAAAGAAAAUAAUCACUGGACAACACAACAAAACAUUAAAUUAAAUAUUCUUAUUCUAUAGGUAAUGAUUUACCUUCUUCAUCCGCCUGCUGUUUUCUUUUGCAAAAACCUCGUAAGGUCGAAUAAUUAAUGUUAAAAUCAGCAGCCGGUGUUCUGAAAGAUUUUCCGUUGUUUAUAACCUCAUGGGCAGCCUGUUCAAAAACAUCCACAGGCGUCUUCCCCCUUUCAGUUUUUCGCUUGUAAGUUCGCAUUUUAUACCUUAAAAAAACACAUAAAUUGUUGUGGGGAACAUGCCAAAAACAGAGCUUCUGACGGUAUUAGUCUGAGACCCAAUAGACCUACAAAUUUGUUACGCGCGCGAUGAAUAUCUCUCAUGUGUAUUAUUCGUUCUCUCUAUGUUUUAUAUAUAUAACGUACAUACAAAAUCGUUUGGGGGUAAGUUGAAACAAGUGUCCACUUACCCCCACAGGACUGUUUCAACUAGCCCCACAGGACGGCAUUUUAUUAUAUUUUUCAUAACUAAAACUAAACCGAAAAAAUCAUGCAUUUGAGAGUAGAAUAUCAUAAAACAUACCUUCGUUCACUAUUUUUCUAAAAAUAUUAUUAAUCCUUAAGGUUUUUACACUGUUAUGAAAGAACAACUGCGUCGCACUUUAUUUACUCGACCAGCUUAAAAACUUAAAAUGUGUGCUUGCUCUCACAGUUGGAAGCCGACUGAUCUACGGGUACACUCGAUCUACAGGGCGAGCUAAAUCGAUAUUUUUCGAUACUCCUGCCAUCUACCGUUUUCGCGUGAAAGCGGAUGUUUCAAGUUGCCCCUGUGUCAACUAACCCCGGUCUCCCCUACUAUAUAUGUUAAUAAUAAACGUUUACGUUUAUCGAUUGUAUAAUUACUUUGCUUGCUGACAGACAUGUUCUGAAUGAUAAUGAUGUACUUCUUCCUCUACCACUCGCCGUCUUGGAGCUCUCCUCGCAUCGGUACAAUGUUGUCACGCGGUAAAAAAAAAGUAAAAUUUAAAUGAAAUUUUAUACAGGGCUUAACACAACUUAUUGUAAUAGCAAUCAAUUAGCCGCGAGUAUUUAUAACAUACGUAUGUAUAAUAAAUUUUAAUUAGUUCCCGUUAAGCUUAUUAAUUGGUUCGAAAACCUGUCCUAGCCAGAGAUAAAAUUGCCAGACUUGAAGCGUUUAAUAUUUACAAAGUGAGUCGUAUUCAGCGAUUAUUUAUAACUGGAUAAGUUUACUUUAAGUGAAGUUUUAAAAAUCCUGUUAAUUGUAUAAAGCAAUCACGCUUUAUUCAAUGCAUACUAACUAAAAGGUAGCAAAAAAAAUUAGUGUAAAAUGAGUUUUGCUACUCUAAUAUAUAUUUUUCUAUUAUUUGACUUUAUAGAUUUUCUUUUUUAGUUUUAAAAACUGUCCUUCAAGAGUAUCACUAAACAGUAAAAUAAUUGAUGAUUGGAUCGUUUUUCCAAGUGUUUUAUAAGUCAAUUCUCAAGUUACCUAAGAUUUAAGUAAAAGUAAGAUUUUGAAUUUAUUGAUAUUAAGCGUGAAAAAUAUUAAACCAAUACAAUUCUAAUAGAGGAGUAUUAAUCCACUUUAUCGUUUUGAGAUGCAUAGUAAAUAUAGACUGAAGCCGAAGGUCUACUCGUCUUACGUCAAAACAUACUUACAAGACAAAACAAGUUUUCAAAUGAUUUUGGAAUUACCGACAUUUACUUAUUUUUAAGAAACCUAACAUUUCUUUGACCAGUGACUAGUAAAUUAUAAAGACAAAAAAAUAUAUAUUCCGAUAUUAUUAAAACUUAGGCACUAGUUAUAUAAAAAGCUUUUUGCUUGUUUACUACACAACACGACUAUAAAAUGUUUGUUUAGAUUUGUGUAGUUUUGUAUCUUUAACCAUAUCGUGCUAUUAUUACAUAUCUGUUUAAAAAUUACCCUGAACUUUAUAUGGGUUAGUUAGUACCUAUUAACCACACCUGUAGUGUUUUGCUCAAUAUGUUAUUCCUUUAAUUUCCGUAGUUGUUGUUGAAUUAUAGAAAUAAACAUUUUUAAUACCGUCUUACCUUUUAUCCUAGGCUGCGUUUUUCAAGCAUCAAAAAUAUGAUAUUAAAACAAUGUAUUAAAUUCAAAAGCUGUGAUAAUUAAAGAAAUCUGUCAAGUUUUUAGGCAUGAAUUAUUACUUGCCCAAGUUAAAAAUGUUUAUUUUAAAAAUUGUUUUGUUAAGUUUUUUACCGUUUACGUCAUAUAUGCAAUUGGUAAAAUACACGUUUAGAAUAAAGAGGCAUAUAUAUACAGCAAUGGAUCGAUGUUAGUUUUCUGCACAUUCAACGCUGAUUUAUCUAUAUGCAAAAUGUUGAUAAAAAAAUUUAGUGUAAUACAGUUUUUUUGUUUAAUAAAGCGUGACAUUUA
Messenger RNA from Anthonomus grandis grandis, 23361 nucleotides. It is a transcript of the gene mub, whose product is annotated as poly(rC)-binding protein 3. The transcript is spliced from 9 exons. Gene Ontology annotation, molecular function: mRNA binding. Bases 222 to 1322 code for a protein of 366 amino acids. Gene Ontology annotation, biological process: regulation of gene expression; regulation of RNA metabolic process. Gene Ontology annotation, cellular component: cytoplasm; nucleus. NCBI's taxonomy places the organism in Eukaryota, Metazoa, Arthropoda, Insecta, Coleoptera, Curculionidae. The record is from RefSeq and is a predicted model, not a curated record.